CACCCGGAGAGCGGCGCUAGAGCAGGGGCCGGCCGGAGCGGGGCGCGCGCAGCAUGGCGGAAGCGGAAGGGAGUUCGCCGCUCCUGUUGCCGCCGCCGCCACCCCCGCCCGGGAUGGCGGAAGUGGAGGUGCCGACGGCGGCCGAGACGGACAAGAAGCCUUUCAGCGGCUCGGGCGGCAGCACCAUGGACGUGGACCGGAGCCGUUUUCCCUACUGCGUGGUGUGGACGCCCAUCCCGGUGCUCACGUGGUUUUUCCCCAUCAUCGGCCACAUGGGCAUCUGCACAUCCACGGGAGUCAUUCGGGACUUUGCUGGCCCCUACUUUGUCUCGGAAGACAACAUGGCCUUCGGGAAGCCUGCCAAGUACUGGAAGCUGGAUCCUGCUCAGGUGUACGCUAGCGGGCCCAAUGCGUGGGACACAGCUGUGCACGACGCCUCCGAGGAGUACAAGCACCGCAUGCACAGUCUCUGCUGUGACAACUGCCACUCACAUGUGGCGUUGGCCUUGAACCUGAUGCGCUAUAACAACAGCACCAACUGGAACAUGGUGACGCUCUGCUUCUUCUGCCUGCUGUACGGGAAGUACGUCAGAGGCAGGGUUCUGGACAGGUGGCCUCCGUGGUGGCCAGGGAGGACCUUUGAAACCACAGCCUCAACCUGUAAGGUCAAAGGCAUUAUUCCAGUUUUCAGGUAAGGGGACUCAGAGAGCUUGACUGAUGCACCCACCUUGGCGCCAGCAUGGGCCUGGUCCCCCCCUCCCCGGCCACCUCUCCAGCCCUCCCGCUAGCCACAUGCAUCAUUAAGAGCUUCUGAAAAAGAGACUCUUAGGGGUCUUUUUUUUUUUUUUUUUAAAUUCCGAAAGUUCUUUAGCAGUCCCCAGAGAAGACUGUAACCGCAGUCACCCAGACAUUGAGGCAGAGCCCUGACUCCCAGCCCCUCCGCUCCAGCCACAGCACUGUGCUGACUCCUCCCACCCCUUGCUUCCCAGAGGGCCUCAUUAGAGGGCUUCCACACCGAGACUCAAGACCUCCCCAGAAAGAGCUCAUUGUGGAGGGAGCGGUGAGGCCCAGAGAGGGGUGGGUGCGUCUCUCGUGCUGGCCCAGUGUGGUGUCAGAUGUCUGCCAGAAACCUGGAACAGCCCCUGCCCGGGACAGUAACUGGUGACUCUGCAUCGUCGGUGUCGAGCCAGGCUGGGCCUGUUCCCUUGACUGACCAAGUCUGGGGGGUGAGGGAGUGGUUCCAGGAGCUUCCUUAGGAGCAGCAGCCCCAUCUGGGCCGGUGGGCGGACAGGGCUCCAUGAAACACAUCCCAUUCCUCGGCCCCUUCCCAUUCGGACUCCCGUCUCUCCUCUCUGUCAGCGUGGGGGCCUUCGUGAAGACCUGGCUGCCGUUCGUCCUCCUCCUGGGCAUCAUCCUAACUGUCAGCCUCGUCUUCAACCUUCGGUGAUGGCUGCCUCCUGGCCCUGAGCCCACCAGGUUCCUGAGGAGGCAGUCGCCACCCCUUUUGGUUCCAGAUUUUUUCUUCUCACCCCAAAAGGCAGGGAUGGGUUUGCUCGUUUUGACCCAGUGGUCUGGGCCAGAUGGACUGAACAAUGGCUGAAGAGGAACAUGGGGCGGGGGCUGUUUGCUUGUUGUGUCUCACUGGUCACUGAGAAGCUCCCUGUCCCCUCCUUCCCAGACUUGUGACCCCCGCCCUUGAGGUACCCUCUUUGGUCACCUGUUGGAAAGGCCUUAGCUUGCCUCUGUAGAGCUACUCCUGCCACUGCCCACUGGGCUCCCUCUGCCUCAGCCCAGUGCCCGGUGGGGAAGGGGAGCAUGUUUGGACCACCGGACAAGGCCGCACAGGGGCCAGAGCUGGAUUUGGAGCGCAGCCGCCUGCCAGGGCUCUGGUCCCAGGGUGGGUGGAGUACACUGAGAAGUUUCCAUAAGCUAAGCUGCCCUGGGACUUUCACCACUAGUCUCUAGAAUGGUCUAAUAGGACUGGGUGGCCCCCAGUCAGAUGUCUACCAGAAGCUGCACUAGGGGCAGUUCGUGCCCCAUCUCCUGGUGUCCUCCAGCCCCUGCAGACCCUGCUUCCUCUUCUCCCUGGGCUUCGCAGCACGUGAGUCCAUCUCCCCAUGCAGUUGGGGGUCGGGGCUCCCCCAGCCAGCCCAGGGAGAUGAGUGAUGCUGACAUGCCCUGAGUGACCCGCUGUAGACCAGAGCAAUGUAAACGGAGCUUGGCUUCAGCCCCAGGCAUGGGCCUUGCACAGGCGCACUGGUGAUGGCCCCAUGGGUCCGGGAUGCUGGGGGCCAGCCAUCAGGGCAGCCAGUGCCCUCAGGGAGCGGGAGGGGAGCUGUUUCCUCCCACCUGCCACAGUUCCCCUUAACUUCAAGUUGUGGAAAGGGCAUGUGCGGCCCCUCACCCCUGCUCCGAGGAUUCCUUGCGCGGGGCUCUCUGGGCAGGGUAAUAAAGAGUUUGACUCCAGAA
Molecule: messenger RNA, 2469 nt
Organism: Mustela lutreola (European mink)
Lineage: Eukaryota; Metazoa; Chordata; Mammalia; Carnivora; Mustelidae
Gene: TMEM222
Product: transmembrane protein 222
Exons: 6
Coding region: 54-695 (213 amino acids)
Source: RefSeq, a predicted model, not a curated record